Molecule: messenger RNA, 2053 nt
Organism: Juglans microcarpa x Juglans regia
Lineage: Eukaryota; Viridiplantae; Streptophyta; Magnoliopsida; Fagales; Juglandaceae
Product: myrcene synthase, chloroplastic-like
Exons: 7
Coding region: 36-1862 (608 amino acids)
Biological process (GO): diterpenoid biosynthetic process
Molecular function (GO): magnesium ion binding; terpene synthase activity
Source: RefSeq, a predicted model, not a curated record
CAUAUAUACUGUGAAGUACAAGUUCUACAAAUUAAAUGCCUUUCUCAAUGGCUCUUCACACUCUUGGUUCGCUCCCUGUUAGCAAUUUCGCUAGACAAUAUUUCCCGUCUAAACCUCCCAUGAUCUCUCAUGUAACAACCAAAAAUGCAUCCACAAGUAUCACCGUUAAUCCGUGUCCUCUCCGGUGCAUGGCCAGUAGUACUGUUAAUGAAAUCUCUGAUAGUCCCGUUACUACUCGCCGAGCUGCUAACUAUCAACCUGCCUUGUGGAAGGACAACUACAUCUUGUCAUUGACUAGCGAAUAUGUGGGGGAGCCAUACACUAGACGAGCUGAUCAGUUGAAGGCAGAAGUUAAGAGAAUGUUUCACAAAGUGGUAGAUCCAUUAGAGAAACUUGAGCUGAUCGAUGUGUUACAAAAACUUGGAUUAUCGUAUCACUUUGAGGAUGAAGUAAAGAGGACAUUGGAAGCUAUAUACAACACAAUUCAUCAAGCUGGUGAUAUUUGCAAGAAGGAGAAUUUAUACGCCACUUCACUUGAAUUUAGGCUACUAAGACAGCAUGGAUAUAGUGUCCCUCAAGAAAUUUUCAAUAUUUUCAUGAAUGAAAAGGGGAAAUUCAAGGCAAGCCUAUGUGAUGAUCCUAAGGGAUUGCUGUACUUAUUUGAAGCCUCAUUCCUUUCUAUAGAAGGCGAAACUAUCUUGGAUGAAGCAAGAGCGUUUGCAACAAAACAACUCGAGGAGUACGUGGAGCAAAACAAAAAUCAAAAUCUUUCUACUUUCGUGGGCCAUGCCCUAGAGCUUCCAUUGCAUUGGAGGAUGCUAAGGUCGGAAGCAAGGUGGUUCAUUGAUACAUAUAGGAGGGAAGUAGGCAUGAACCCUGUCUUGUUAGAACUUGCAGAAUUGGAUUUCAACAUGGUACAAGCAGUCCAUCAACAAGAUGUAAAACGAGAGUCGAGGUGGUGGAAGAGCACUGGCCUUGGAGAAAAGUUGGGCUUUGCAAGGGAUAGGUUGAUGGUGAAUUUCUUAUGGACUGUUGGCAAAUCAUUUCAGCCUCACUUCGGAUAUGGUAGGAGAAUGAUAACAAGGCUCAAUUGCCUGAUAACAACAAUAGAUGAUAUCUAUGAUGUUUAUGGAUCUUUUGAACUUGAGCUCUUCACGGAUAUUAUUGAGAGAUGGGAUGUCAAUGCGAUCGAUCAGCUCCCAUAUUAUAUGCAGAUCUCUUUCCUUACACUCAAUAAUUUCGUUAACGAAAUGGCUUUUGACAUCCUCAAGGAACAAGAACUGAAUGUCAUUCAGUACCUUCGAAAAGCGUGGAUAGAUCAAUGUAGAUCUUACUUGGUGGAGGCAAAGUGGUACUACAUGGGAUAUACACCUUCACUUCAAGAAUACUCUCAGAAUGCAUGGAUUUCAAUAUCGGGACCGGUUAUUCUUGCACAUGCGUAUUGUUUUACCACAUUUCCAAUGACAAAGGAAUCCUUGGCAUCUAUGGAAGAUAACAUGACUAAUAUAAUCUAUUGGUCCUCAAUGAUUUUACGACUUGCAAAUGAUCUUGGCACAUCCUCGAUUGAAUUAAAGAGAGGUGAUAUUCCUAAAUCAAUUCAAUGUUAUAUGAACGAAACUGGUGCCAGUGAAAAAGACGCUCGUGAGCACAUAAGAUAUUUGAUCAGCGAAGCAUGGAAGAAGAUGAACAAAGAACGAGCUACUAGUUCUUCGUUCUCACAAGCGUUUAUGGAAUAUGCAAUGAAUUUGGCAAGGACGGCCCAGUGCAUAUACCAAUACGGGGAUGGGCAUGGUACACAAGACCGCGAGACUAGGGAUAAUGUAUUAUCAUUGCUUAUUAAUCCCAUUCCUUUACGUAAAUGAAUUUAGUAUGUUUGUAUCAGCUAGCUCUAAUACUAUCUAAACUCCACAAAAAUAAAUCAUGGUGGCUAAUACCUCAGUUUGUGAGGAGCAUUAAUUAAUGUAUGCAUCGCUAAUAUAUAGUACUACCUGUACUUCAGUCAUUGGGAAAUGUUUUUUUCCAUGGAUUUACUCAAGCAUUUGAAUUAAAAUAA